AUGACUUGUGGUGUUGCAGACACGGACAACCAGCGGGUGAUCAUCCACGUGAAAGACGUGAACGACGAGCCGCCCUACUUCAUCAACCGUCCACUGCCGAUGCAGGCGGUGGUGCAGCUGAACGCGCCGCCAAACACGCCAGUCUUCACGCUGCAGGCCCGAGACCCGGACACAGACCACAACAUCCACUACUUCAUCGUCCGCGACCGCACUGGUGGAAGAUUUGAGGUGGAUGAGCGCUCGGGUGUAGUUCGAACAAGAGGAACCGACCCCUUCCAGUUGGACAUGGAGUAUGUGCUGUACGUUAAAGCAGAAGAUCAGAAUGGGAGAGUGGAUGAGCGACACUUCCAGUCAACACCUGAGGAAAGGCUGUCCAUUGUUGGUGGGAAACGUGCUCCACAAUUCUACAUGCCGUCAUAUGAAGCCGAGAUCCCAGAAAAUCAGAAGAAAGAUUCAGACAUAAUUUCUGUAAAAGCAAAGUCCUUUGCAGACCGUGAAAUUAGGUACACACUGAAAGCUCAGGGCCAGGGAGCAGGCACAUUUAACAUUGGCCCUACAUCAGGCAUUGUUAAGCUGGCAAAGGAAUUGGAUUUUGAAGAUCUGAGGCAGCCCCAUGUUUACUCUCUGAUUGUGACAGCCACAGAAGAUUCUGGUGGAUUUUCAACAUCUGUAGAGCUUACAAUUCGAGUUACUGACGUUAAUGAUAAUGCACCAAAGUUUGAGCUGCCGGAUUACCAGGCUCAUAAUGUUGAUGAAGAUAUACCAUUGGGAACAUCCAUACUGAAAGUUAAAGCUACAGACUCAGACUCAGGAGCAAAUGCUGAAAUUGAAUACUUGGUGUCUGAUGAUCAUUUCAGUGUUGAUUCAAGUGGUAUUAUUACCAAUAAUAAACAGUUGGAUGCAGAUAACAAUAAUGCAUACUAUGAAUUUGUUGUUACAGCUAAAGACAAAGGUGAGCCAUCAAAAACUGGAACAGCAACAGUUAGAAUCUACACAAAGAACAAAAAUGAUGAAGAACCAAAGUUUUCUCAGCAAGUCUACACCCCAAAUGUGGAUGAAAAUGCUGGACCAAAUACACUGGUCACAACAGUUGUAGCUUCAGAUAAGGAUGGUGACAAUGUUCGAUUUGGUUUUGUUGGUGGUGGGACCUCAUCUGGACAGUUUGUGAUUGAGGAAAUAACAGGUGUAAUUCGAUUACACGGGAAUGAGAUAUCACUAGAUAGAGAUAAAUAUGAACUUAAUGUCACAGCGAUGGAUGAUGGAUCAUGCUGUGUUAAUGGUGAUAGCACAAUUCAUACGAGCACAGCAGUAGUUGUUGUUUUUAUAACAGAUGUCAAUGAUAACAAACCAGUAUUCAAAGACUGUGGUACAUAUGCGCCAAAAGUAGAGGAAGGAGCUCCUAAUGGAAGUCCUGUUAUAAAGGUACAUGCAACAGAUGAGGAUAAGGGUGUCAAUGGGCAAGUGAAGUACUCAAUUGUUCAACAGCCAAACCAGAAAGGUACAAAAUUUACUGUUGAUGAAGAAACUGGAGAAGUGUCUACAAAUAAGGUGUUUGACCGUGAAGGCGAUGAUGGAAAAUUUGUAUCUGUAACAGUAAAGGCAACAGAUCAAGGUGAACCUUCACUGGAAGGUGUCUGCUCAUUCACAGUUGAAAUCACUGAUGUUAAUGACAAUCCACCUUUGUUUGACAGACAGAAAUACAUUGAAAAUGUCAAGCAGGAUGCAAGCAUUGGUACCAACAUUUUGCGUGUCUCAGCUUCUGAUGAAGAUGCUGACAAUAAUGGCGCUAUUGUUUAUUCCCUGAGUGCUCCAUAUAACCCAUCAGACUUGGAAUAUUUUGAGAUUCAACAAGAGUCUGGCUGGAUUGUUCUGAGGAAGCCUUUGGAUCGAGAGACAUACAAGUUGGAGGCCAUGGCUCAAGAUAAAGGAUACCCUCCCUUGUCCCGAACCGUCGAAGUCCAAAUAGAUGUUGUGGACCGUGCAAACAAUCCUCCAGUGUGGGACCAUGUUCAGUAUGGGCCCAUCUACAUUAAAGAAAACAUGCCAGUUGGUGCAAAAGUGUUGUCCGUUAAAGCCAGCUCAGGCAUAGAUGGAAAUCCAACUGUAUUCUAUCGUUUAAUGCCUGGAUCUACAGCUCAAACAAAUAAGUAUCAUACGUUCUACCUACAGCAAAGAACUGAUAAUGGAUUUACUUGGGCAGAUAUAAAAGUAAAUCAUCCACUUGAUUAUGAAUCAAUUAAGGAGUACAAUCUCACCAUAAGAGUUGAGAAUAAUGGAGCUCAACAACUAGCAUCAGAGGCUACAGUCUAUAUCAUGCUAGAAGACGUAAAUGAUGAAAUUCCUUUAUUUACUGAGAGAGAGCAAGAAACUGUACUUGAAGGAGAACCUAUUGGAACAAAGGUCACUCAGGUCAAUGCGAUUGACAAAGAUGGGACUUUUCCUAAUAACCAGGUGUACUAUUACGUCGUGGACUCGCCCAGGAACGAAGGCAAGGGUUUCUUCGAGAUCAACGAGCAGUCUGGAGAGGUGUUCACCAAAGUGGUGUUCGACCGCGAGAAGCAGGGCGCCUACGCGUUGGAGGUGGAGGCUCGAGACGGCGCACCCUCGGCUCGUCCCAACAGCAACGGACAGCCCAACUCCGUGUCACCCAUCGAGCACUGGAACUUCAUUGACAUUGGUUGGGUACGUUCUGUACGAAGAGUCUGA
Molecule: messenger RNA, 2706 nt
Organism: Schistocerca nitens (vagrant locust)
Lineage: Eukaryota; Metazoa; Arthropoda; Insecta; Orthoptera; Acrididae
Product: neural-cadherin-like
Exons: 13
Coding region: 1-2706 (901 amino acids)
Biological process (GO): homophilic cell-cell adhesion
Cellular component (GO): plasma membrane
Molecular function (GO): calcium ion binding
Source: RefSeq, a predicted model, not a curated record